Molecule: messenger RNA, 1482 nt
Organism: Limanda limanda (common dab)
Lineage: Eukaryota; Metazoa; Chordata; Actinopteri; Pleuronectiformes; Pleuronectidae
Product: globoside alpha-1,3-N-acetylgalactosaminyltransferase 1-like
Exons: 8
Coding region: 151-1152 (333 amino acids)
Biological process (GO): carbohydrate metabolic process
Cellular component (GO): Golgi apparatus; membrane; vesicle
Molecular function (GO): hexosyltransferase activity
Source: RefSeq, a predicted model, not a curated record
UGUCAGUUAGAACCACAGGUUCGGCUGAUCACCUCCAAACCAGAUGGAACCAGGACAACACAGGAAGCACCCACUGCUGGACCUGGACUUAUCGGACCUGAUCUGGACUAAGGAUUCUGAGCAUCAGAACUAUCCUGGUCUGACUCAGACAUGAAUUUGUUCAUAAUUAAAAUUGGGGCAGUGAUUCUAACGCUGGUUCUGCUGAUGGGAAUGUUGUUCAGCUCAGCCUUGCAGCCCGGCAGAGUUAUAGAUCCCGUUGGACAGAGUCGGAUUUUACCUGCAAGCAGGCCACCGCCUGUGGCGCCUACGCCAGGAGCCGCCCCUGGUCGUACUGACGUGCAGACGCUGACGCCCUGGUCGGCUCCGGUGGUUUGGGAGGGAACCUUCGACCCGGUUCUCCUCGACAGCCUCUACCAGGCGAAGAACAUCACCAUCGCAGCCACGGUGUUCGCCCAGGGAAAGUACAUCAGGUUCCUGAAAAGGUUUCUGGAGACCAUGGAGCAGCACUUCUUCACUGGUUUCAAUGUGCAUGUGUUCGUCUACACUGACCGGCCAAACGAGGUGCCCCAAGUCAAAAUGUCCAGCGGCAGACAGCGGACGGUGAAAACACUUCCCACCGUUAACCGUUGGCAGGAUAUCAGUGCUAGCAGGAUGGUUCUGGUCCAGGCCCUAAUAGAGGAGGAGCUUCGUGACUACGCCGACUUCAUCUUCUGUCUGGAUGUGGACUCCAAGUUCCACGGCCGAUGGAGCACGGAGUCACUGGGAGAACGGGUCGCUGUGCUCCAUCCAGGUUACUACAAAGUCGACCGCAGCGGAUUCCCAUAUGAGCGACGGCCUAUCUCCAAAGCCUACAUGGCUCCUGGGGACGGGGACUUCUACUACUGUGGGGGGGCAUUCGGAGGCAACCUGCAGGAAGUACACCUGCUUACCAAAACCUGCUCCACCAACUUUGGGGAUGAUGCUAAAAAAGGCAUCGAGGCCGCCUGGCAGGAGGAGAGUCACAUCAACAGGUAUUUGUGGAUCAACAAGCCCAGUAAGGUUCUGUCACCUGAGUACCUGUGGCAAGACUUUAAAGCCCGCGACCCUGAACUUCACAUCAUCAGGUUCUCUGGAGUUGUGAAGAACUACACAGAGAUCCGACCGAAUGUCUGAGAGAACCCAACCGCACCAGACGCACUUUGAAAGUCAGACAUGUAGUCCAGCUCAUUUCCUGUUUCGAGUCGAACAGCACUUUAAGUAAAAAUGAGUAGAUAUAGUUGUCCGGAUCUAGACCUGGUCUAGUUUGGCCUCUGCUGUCUUCUUUUGGUUAAUACCUGUCAGUUCUCAGAUACAAAUACUGCCAUCUUGUGGUGAUGCACUGUUAAAAAUCCAACUUUCCAACACAACCUUAACAGACGUCAAAAUGACUCCAUCUUGGAGCGAGGCAGUGAUCUCCGUUAUCUACAAAGAAGGAAAGGACAAACUGGAAUGUGGAUCUUAUAG